AUGUCUAUUCCUCGCAAUGACUUCCUUACACUCUGGAAACUCUCCAGAACCGGAGAUGAAGCCAAAAUCCAGGAGCAUAUCGAGGAAUCCGACGCAGUGGCACGUAACCUAGUGAACCUCAAACAUCAUCGUAAGGGCACUUCGCCGCUCAUGGAAGCCGCUUCAAGCAAGUGCAAUGAACCAGUUGUAGCUCAGCUCAUUGCAGCCGGCGCUGAUGUGAACGACGUCGAUGACACUAAGCUCAAAAACACAGCCCUUCAUUACGCCGCAAUGACAAACGUGGACCCACUAACUAUUGAGGCGUUGUUGGAGGCGGGGGCAGAUGCCUUUGCAAUCAACCGCAAGGGCUUUACACCGCUGGAUGUUGCUCGCCAAAGCGGCCGAAAGACUGUUGGUGCGGCGCUGUUGGACCAUAUGAAGGUGCACGCUGGAUGGCUGUUCCUGCGUGGCAAGUUUCACUGGAAAAAGCGUUGGGCUGUCGUCGUUGCCUGUAACAAGCAGCGUACCUCCACUGAGCUUUGCAUCUUUCGCCGUCUGAGCGACCUUCGUCCUUCCGUAGUUAUGCUUAUCGACGAAGCCGCACGAAUGAUCCACUUUUCGUCCACAGACAGCUACUCGUGGCUUCAACGCGACAAUGCAUUUGUCUUUGAUAAGCCCGUCAUGUGCCAUUACGUGAAGCGAAAGAAAUUUACGCGCGCACCAAUAUGCAGAAAGACAAUGAGCCUGGUCGACGUCGAGACGGUCCAUUGCGUAUUCGCCGCUGACAGCUUGAACAAUUUGGCUCAAUGGCGUCGCGUACUGGAGAGCUCCAACUUUUAUUCGCGUGAGGAUCAAACCGUCUUGCAUCGGUCGUCGCUUUUUGAUUCUCAAAACGGAGAGCUGUACUAUUGGCCGCAUGAACUUGUCGAGAACUUGCGUACAACAAUCUUGCAGGGACAGGAACAAGAGCGAGAGCAAGCUAACGAUCCGCUAUACCAGCGUCUCCACGCUACAUCCGAAGAACGUCGUACAGCUCUUGCUCCAGCUCCAGUCACUUCCAAUGAACUAGCUCCUGAAACAGUUCAGACUUCAAUACAGCCUCCUUCCUUGAACAAGGAGUCGAUUGGUGCGCCACACCAGGACCUUCCAAGACAUACUACACCUACUGAAGGAGCUGAGGAGCCAGUAGCGAUGCAAAAUGACGGUCGAAACCGCGUGCAUUUUGCUCCUCCUCAGUCUCUGACCAAUGCCAAAGUGCCACUGACAGCAGAGUCUCUGCAUACAGACGUCCAGCGAACAGAGUCAAAUGUCAGCAUUGUGAGUGGAAGCGAUGGCAAUUCUGAUGUUCCCGGCUUUGUAACGGGAAUUGUUGUUAUGAAUGGUAGUGAGUCACAAGAAUCGCAAUGGCAGCCAAACUUAAUUUUCCAGGAUAAGAACGAAAUCGAGAGCAAAGAAGAAAACAAUCAGAAGCAGCAUCAAGCACGAUCGCUGUCUCCUGAAUCAAUCUGA
Messenger RNA from Peronospora farinosa, 1488 nucleotides. Lineage: Eukaryota; Oomycota; Peronosporomycetes; Peronosporales; Peronosporaceae. The record is from the annotation of a GenBank genome assembly.